AUUAAUUACACACAAGAGUCUCUCUACCAGCCCCCUUUCCAUUCCACCUCUCACUUCUCUUCUCCAUCUAUGCUCACCAUUAAUACCAAACCAAAGUAUAGAUUUCAACACACACAAAACUGAGAUUUAUACACACACACACAUACACACAUCACUUGACUAAAAGGGGAACAACAACAACAUGAAUCUCAUCAACUCUAUGUUGUUACUUAACAGGCACAAACAAAUAUGGCUUUGGCCUUCUUGCAACAACCAUCCCAAAACCCUAUCUUUUCGAGUAUCGAAUGACGAAGAUUACGCGGUUAUAAACACUAACAAAGAGUCAUUGGUUGAAGCAGAAGUGGAGGUUACUACACUUGGUUCUUUUUUCACUAACUCAUCAGAAACCGCGAGUGUUUCAACCGAGUCAGAUGAAUGCUCGGCAUUGGAAACAAUUGUACGUGAAGCCCGGUCUGACCGCUUGUUUUUUGAACCGGAUUUGACAAGUUCUAUACUUGAAACUCAAGGAAGUGGUGGACAAUGUAUGUUGGAGGUUAGUGGUCAUGGUGAUGGUGGUGGUGGUGGUGAUGGUGGUUUGCCGUAUAAAGAAAGCUUUGCAAUGGUGAUGGAGUCGGAUAAUCCUUACGACGAUUUCAGGAAAUCGAUGGAGGAGAUGGUGGAGAUUCAUGGUUUGAAAGAUUGGGAUUGUUUGGAGGAGUUGUUAGGGUGGUAUUUGAGGAUGAAUGAGGAGGAUAAUCAUGAGUACAUUGUUGGAGCUUUUGUUGAUUUGGUUGCUGGUGGCGGUCGUGGUCGCGGUCGCGGUGGUGGUGGUGGCGGUGACGGUGGUGGUGGUGGUGGUUUGUUUGUUGAUCAUACUUUAGCUUCUUUUAGUUCAGCUGCUUCCACCUUUUCUUCUCCAACUUCAUCUACUAAUGGUAAUUAACUAUUAAGUUCUAGUAUAUGUAUAUUUUAUUAAUUAGAUAACCUAUGUCCUCAAUUAAUAUAAUUUACUAAUUAGUUACACAUUUAGUUGCUGAA
This is a messenger RNA of Helianthus annuus (common sunflower), 1017 nucleotides long. RefSeq names its product transcription repressor OFP13. The transcript has a single exon. Gene Ontology annotation, biological process: negative regulation of DNA-templated transcription. Bases 182 to 922 code for a protein of 246 amino acids. Lineage: Eukaryota; Viridiplantae; Streptophyta; Magnoliopsida; Asterales; Asteraceae. The record is from RefSeq and is a predicted model, not a curated record.